Molecule: messenger RNA, 795 nt
Organism: Drosophila elegans
Lineage: Eukaryota; Metazoa; Arthropoda; Insecta; Diptera; Drosophilidae
Exons: 4
Coding region: 1-795 (264 amino acids)
Biological process (GO): G protein-coupled receptor signaling pathway
Cellular component (GO): neuron projection
Source: RefSeq, a predicted model, not a curated record
AUGGCCCAUGCAGGUGGCAUCUGCUCAUCGGCUGUCCUGGAGGAGAAGCCAACGGCCUGUGUGGCCAGCAGCACGGCUCUGGCCAUCAGGAACUCCACCAUAAUUGCCCAUCGACUGUCCAUUUAUCUGCCCCAAUUGCUGCUGCCCUCCAGGGAUCCCCAGAAGCUCAUUACCGAAAUUAACUGCCAUGUGGCCCAAUUCCGGGAGAUGCUCAUCUUUAUAGGACAGGCCAGGGAUUCUCCAGAGCUGCGCGAGAAGAUUAGAAAGUUGAGAAGGAACUGUGUGGAUGCCUGCAAGCACACCGCCCAUCUGAUCACUCCACAGCCACGACAUUGUUUGGGCAGUCCCAGCGAAAGGAUGCACUUGACCCUGCUCUUUCAUCUUACCCAGCAAUUUCAGCAUGAACUGAUCAAGAGUCAUCGUUUGAUCCAACUGGUGCCCCUCGAUAUGACGGAUUACUAUGCUCCUUCACGAACUGCACCCUCGAAUCUCGGCAACGUGAUUAGUCAAUUCCUGUUGUGCAAGCAAAUAAAUCCCGAUUUCCAGCAGGAGGAGCUGUGCAGCAUUGCCAAGGACUCGGAGGAGCUGACAGAACUUUUGGAGGAGCUUCAGGCCCACAUGCCCUUGACAGAGGCAUCUCCCGACACUGAACUGGAUCCGGCCCAGAAAUCUGAAAGUAGUCUUGUAUCACUGAACACUCCAGUUUGGUAUGCCCGCCAGCGAAGAAGAAGUUGCAAAACACGGAGUCGCAGUCUCUGUUGUUGUUUGGCCAAAAAUCGUACAAAAACUUAUUGA